AUGUCAAAGGAUCACACGGACGUUGAAUACGGCCAAGUUCCCGGGCACGCGGCCUCGCGGCAGGUUGUGGAUGAAGUCUCCUUUCCUUACACUACAGACAAUAUGGAUUCCGAGAAGCCCGCGCCAGCUCUACGAAACUGGCGAGGACGAUGUCUGGGCCACGCGACCAAUCUUCGAGGGCUGCUGCCCAGCUUUCUCCUGGCCAAUGGCUCAACGCCUAAGAAACUACACCCUUCGGCUUGGUUGGACGGCCUCAGAGGCACCGCGGCAUUCUUCGUCGGGUACCACGUCACGGAAGACGACAACCUCCUCAUACAAUUGCCGUUCCUCCGAUACUUCGUCUCCGGCCUGCCUCAAGUCAUGAUCUUCUUCGUCAUCUCCGGGUACGCCCUGAGCUACAAACCGCUCAAGCUGGCCCGCCAGCGCAGGUUCCGCGAGAUGGACGAGGCCAUGGCGUCGGCGGCGUUCCGGCGACACGCGCGGCUGUUCCUCCCCGCCAUGGCCGUGACCUUCAUCCAGGUCCUGAUGGUGCGCCUGAACUGGUACGGCCAGGGCGACACGUGGUACGGGACGGACAUCCCUCAGCGGAGCCCGGGACGGGCAGAGACCUUCAUGGGCCAGGUGAGCGGCUGGUGGCACAACUGCCUCUCGCUCGCCAGCCUGUUCGACCGAGACCCGAUGCGCGGCCUCGGCUACGACCCGAACCUGUGGACGCUCACCGUCGAGUGGGAGAUGGCGCUGAUCCUCUUCCUCGCCCACGUCGCCUUCUCGCGCCUCCGCUCCGGCGUCCGCAUGGCCUUGACCGUCUUCACCAUGUGGUACUGCAUGUGCUACUCCUACUGGCAGAUCUUCCUCUUCUUCGGCGGCAUGCUGGCGUGCGACGUCAACUUCGCCCUGGCCGAGCGGGCGGCGCAGGAGUCCGACCUCGGUGUGCAGCGCAUGCCCUACUCCGACACGGCCGGGCCUGCGGCGUGGGCCAACGGCAUCCUCAGCAGCUACCGUGGCCUGAAGAUGCCCGUGGUCCACCCGCGGCUCAGGAAGAUCCUGCUGACGCUGGCCUUCGUCUUCUGCUACUACCUGCUCUCGAUCCCCCGGUUCGAGAACAGCGGGUUCCAGACGCCGGGUUACAAGACGCUCUACAGCAUCAUGCCCAAGCUGUACCGGGAGAAGUACUACGACAACUUCUGGAUCCCCAUCGCGUCGGUGGUGCUCAUCUUCACCCUCGACCGGGCGCCCUUCCUGCAGCGUAUCUUCACCGGCGCCGUGCCGCAGUACCUCGGCAAGAUCAGCUUCGCGCUGUACCUGGUCCACGGGCCGCUGAUCUACACCCUCGGCUGGCACCUCUGCGUGGCCCUGGUGGGCAUGACGGGCCGCGAGACGGACGGGCAGUACGGCCUCGCGAUGCUGGGCGCCGCGGCCGUGUUCUUCCCCGUGUGCAUCUGGGCCGCGGACGUGGUGACGCGGUACAUAGACACGCCGUCUGUCAACUUUGGCAGGUGGUUGUACGAGAAGCUGAUCAUCCGUGUGGCUGAUCACGAUAGACAGAACUGA
Thyridium curvatum is the source of this 1551-nucleotide messenger RNA. RefSeq lists its product as uncharacterized. The record is from RefSeq and is a predicted model, not a curated record. Gene Ontology annotation, biological process: polysaccharide biosynthetic process. Gene Ontology annotation, cellular component: membrane. The transcript has 3 exons. The coding region runs from base 1 to 1551 and encodes 516 amino acids. NCBI's taxonomy places the organism in Eukaryota, Fungi, Ascomycota, Sordariomycetes, Thyridiales, Thyridiaceae. Gene Ontology annotation, molecular function: acyltransferase activity, transferring groups other than amino-acyl groups.